Raphanus sativus (radish) is the source of this 889-nucleotide messenger RNA. RefSeq lists its product as uncharacterized. The record is from RefSeq and is a predicted model, not a curated record. NCBI's taxonomy places the organism in Eukaryota, Viridiplantae, Streptophyta, Magnoliopsida, Brassicales, Brassicaceae. The coding region runs from base 110 to 625 and encodes 171 amino acids. The transcript is spliced from 3 exons.
AAGAGAAGAAGCAAUUGCAGCAUCUCGGACAGCUGAAGAGAACGAAGGGGGAAAAAAAAAAUUAAACAGAACGUCUCCAACAUUUGACGAGGAGGGAAGAGAAGAGCAAAUGGGAUCGAUGAUGAACAGGCGAGCGCGGUUUCGCGGUUUCGCGCCUGAGAAUCGUCUUCGCCGACGCGAAUCUCUCCGCCAUUCCGUUAUCACAACAGACUUCUUCUCCGUCGCGAAUCGCUCACAGAUCAAUCCGCCGAUCGAGCAAGUUGCAAUAUCGUCUUCUUCGUCGUCGUCAAAUCAGAGUCAAACUCGUCUUCUCCGACGUCGAGAAUCGCUUCGCAUCAGAGAUUCACAUCCACCAAUCGAUCAAGUUGCAACGUCUUCUUCUUCGUACAGUACCACGAUGGAGCCGAUCAGCUUCCAUAACCGCAAGUUGUGGAAAGGAAACGUCGCUGCUAAAAUCGGAAGUACGUCCUAUGGCAUUGGAGUUGAGGGGGAGAUUAGAGACGAGAGCAAAAAGGAGAAGCUAGGAGUUCAGCAGAUCAACGAUUCUUCAUCUUCAUUCUUCGCUAAAGCAGUUUUCGUUGCAGUGUUGGCUACAUUGGCGGGAUGCGUCGUCAAAAAACUAUGAAGAGUUUCUGUUUCUUAUUCAAUAAAAAAAAAAAAAAAAAGAGUUUCCGUUUCUUAUUCUCUUGUUGCUGCUGCUGCUCAGUGAGGACCUUGCAGCGUUGGAGAAGGAUGAUUCCAAGAAUCCUGAUGGACAGAUUCCUGGUGACAAAACUGUUGGUGGAGGUGACGAUGCUUUCAACACCUUCUUCAGCGAGACCGGUGCUGGAAAGCACGUCCCACGUCCUGUCUUUGUCGAUCUUGAACCCACUGUGAUAGACGAGGUCAG